This is a messenger RNA of Paramecium pentaurelia, 414 nucleotides long. The record is from the annotation of a GenBank genome assembly. NCBI's taxonomy places the organism in Eukaryota, Ciliophora, Oligohymenophorea, Peniculida, Parameciidae.
AUGCUUAAAUUACACAAAAGAGAAGAACUGAAAGAGAUUCUCCAUAGAAGAUCACCACUAAAUAAUGAUCUCUCAAAGCUUCAGAGGAGUGCUUUAAUGCAAUUAGAUAAUCAUACAACUGAAGAACUAUAAUCAAACCAAAAAGCUCCUGGAGGAAGUCCUGCCCAUAUAAGAAUUAAUCUUCAGUAAUUCGCUCUUCCUAAAAUUCAACAUACAACUAACAUUAAAACAAAUAAAUACAUUGGAGAGUACAACAAUAUGUUAGGCAUAAUAACAAGUAAACACUAAAUCCCAUAUCGAAAUUCAACAUAUAGAAGUGCUUCUUAUUAUCAUAAUACUGAUUAAUUUAUAGAAAAAUAGAAUUAUGUGAUCAAUUAAUUCAUUCGUCCUCGUAAAUUGGGAACAUUUAGAUGA